This is a messenger RNA of Propithecus coquereli (Coquerel's sifaka), 3805 nucleotides long. It is a transcript of the gene IL13RA1, whose product is annotated as interleukin 13 receptor, alpha 1. The record is from RefSeq and is a predicted model, not a curated record. Gene Ontology annotation, cellular component: membrane; external side of plasma membrane. Lineage: Eukaryota; Metazoa; Chordata; Mammalia; Primates; Indriidae. Gene Ontology annotation, molecular function: protein binding; cytokine receptor activity. Bases 85 to 1356 code for a protein of 423 amino acids. The transcript has 11 exons. Gene Ontology annotation, biological process: cytokine-mediated signaling pathway.
GCGGAGCCGGGAAGUGGGAGAGGGAGCGCAGGAGGCGGAGACUGCCGAGGCUCCAGCCCGGCCGGGCUCCGAGCGAGGGGCUGCAUGGAGCGGCCGGCGGGGCUCUGCGGGCUGUGGGCGCUGCUGCUCUGCGCCUGCAGCGGCGGGGGCGCCGCGCCCACGGAAACUCAGCCACCUGUGACAAAUUUGAGUGUCUCUGUUGAAAACCUCUGCACAAUAAUAUGGACAUGGAAUCCUCCUGAAGGAGCCAGCCCAAAUUGUAGUCUAUGGUAUUUUAGUCAUUUUGGCGACAAACAGGAUAAGAAAAUUGCUCCAGAAACUCGUCGUUCAAAAGAAGUGCCCCUGAAUGAGAGGAUUUGUCUGCAAGUGGGGUCCCAGUGUAGCACCAAUGAAAGUGAGAAUCCUAGCAUUUUGGUGGAAAAGUGCAUCUCACCCCCUGAAGGUGAUCCUGAAUCCGCUGUGACUGAGCUCCAAUGUGUUUGGCACAACCUGAGCUAUAUGAAGUGUUCUUGGCUCCCUGGAAAGAAUACAAGUCCUGAUACUAACUAUACUCUCUACUAUUGGCACAGCAGCCUGGGAAAUAUUCUUCAAUGUAAAAACAUCUACAGAGAAGGUCAGCACAUUGGUUGUUCCUUUGAUCUGACUAAAGUGAAGGAUUCCAGUUUUGAACAACACAGUGUCCAAAUAAUGGUCAAGGAUAAUGCAGGAAAAAUUAGACCAUCCUUCAAUAUAGUGCCUUUAACUUCUCGUGUGAAACCUGAUCCUCCACAUAUUAAAAGUCUCUUCUUCCAAAAUGGUGGCUUAUACGUGCAAUGGGAGAAUCCACCGAAUUUUAUUAGCAGAUGCUUAUCUUAUGAAGUAGAAGUGAAUAACAGCCAAACUGAGACACAUGUUUUCUCUGUUGAAGAGGCUAGAUGUCAGAACUUAGAAUUUGAGAGAAACGAGGAGGAUACGAUUUGUUUCAUGGUCCCUGGUGUUCUUCCUGAUACUUUCAACACAGUCAGAAUAAGAGUCAAAACAAAUAAGUUAUGCUAUGAGGAUGACAAACUCUGGAGUAAUUGGAGUCAAGCGAUGAGUAUAGGUGAGAAGCCCAAUCCCACAUUCUAUAUAACCAUGCUACUCAUCAUUCCAGUCAUUGUUGCAGGUGCAAUCAUAGUCCUUCUGCUUUAUCUAAAAAGGCUCAAGAUCAUUAUAUUCCCUCCAAUUCCUGAUCCUGGCAAGAUUUUUAAAGAAAUGUUUGGAGACCAGAAUGAUGAUACCUUGCAGUGGAAGAAGUAUGACAUUUAUGAGAAGCAAACCAAGGAAGAAACUGACUCUGUAGUGCUGAUAGAAAACCUGAAGAAAGCCUCUCAGUGAUGGAGAUAAUUUAUUUUUUAACCUUCAACAUGACCUUGUGAAGAUUCUUCCCAUUCUCUAUUUGUUAUCUGGGGACUUGUUAAAUGGAUACUGAAACUACUGGACCACUUAAAAACAGACAGCUCAUAAGAGCCACAGGUCUUUAUGUUGAGUUGUGUACCGGAAAACUAAAAAUAAUGGGCCCUUUGGAAAGGAGAGUGGAGUCAUUUUCAUUGAGUUAUAAAAGCAGACAUCCUUUGUGAAGGCUUCAAUCUAAGGGACAAAGCAAAAAGUGAUGAUAGCAGUAGAAUUAAUCUUAUCAAGAGUCAUGACAACUUCCUGAGUGAUCUGUGCUUGCUUUGUAUUAUUUGUGUCAAACAACACCAACAAAUUUUAUUUGCAGAGGAACUCAUUUUGGGUACAAAUACUGAUGUUGAACUUGAGUUACAAAGAACAUCUAACAAACAAAAUUGAUAAAAUCUCUUAGCUAUUUUUUGGGAUUCCUAUUGAGUAAUGUUUGUGGCUAUUGAAGCUCUUAACAGUCUGGAAUCAUCAUCCCCUUCAACAGCAUUAUCCUCUGCUUUGAAAGCCUCAGAAAUCAGUGUUGGCCAUGAUGAUGACAACUACAGAAAAAGCAGAGGCAGCUUUUUUUACCAAGACCUCUCAAAGCCAUUGUAGGCUUUUAAGGGCAGUGGAAGCAGAAUGAUUCAUUGGGUAUUAGAGUUUGAACCAUGAAAUCUCUAAUGAUGUUUAUCUUUUCUUCACCUCUGCUACUCAAAUCAAGUAUUUACUAUAUGUCUGGCUUGUGCUACCCCUCCAGGUGUGAGGCACAGACCCUCUCCAAGGGUUUACAAUCUACUUGGGACUCCUUGGUUCUUACCACUUUCUUUAUCUCCAUCAGUCGUUUUACAGACAUUUCAAUUCCCCAACUCUGACACUGAUUUCUCCUUUUGCAUUCUCCCUUAUUCCCUUCCUUGUAGCCUUUUGACUUUUGUUAGAAAUUAGGAUAUAAAUCUCCUCAAAACACCAAGAGGAGCAGGGGGUAAUUUGUAUCUCAGGUAAAGUGUGAGUAGACUGAGAAACAAUGACUAAUUCUUGCAUGUUUUGUAAAUUCUGUGUGAGCCUGCAAUUGUUGAUGGUUUUCAGCAUCUGAUGUUUAUCUAUGCAUUUCUAAAUAGAGAUGAGGUAUUAUCUUCACUUAGAACUUUGCUGUUUGCUUGAGAAAAAAGAAUAAUUGAAUAUUUUUCUCCUUUAUUUUUUCUACAAGAUGGGCCCUGGGAUUCCUAUUUUCCCUGCCAAAUGAUUAAUUAAGUAGGUUCUGUGUCUUACAUUGAUAGCCAGCCAUCCAAGGCUCCCUUUAUGCUUUUUUUUUUUUUUUUGGCGUAUGUUAGGGUUCCAUUCUCACCCGUCCCCACAACAUAUCCAUAUAUAUUCCCUGUACUCCUACAUCUCCCUAAUUUAAAGAAGUAUGGGAAAUGAGAGGUAUCUCCCUCCAACCCCCUCCCCAUUUCUCUCCAUACACACACAGACUCAGAUUACUGAUAGGAACUUGAGAACUUUAUAUCACAAGUUCUCCAAACAUUUACCAAUUAUGUUAAUAAGAUGAUGCUCACUUGCAGUUCCUGCUCUUAGGGGAGGGGAGGGGAGAUAAGAAACCCACAUUCUCCGCAGGUUUGGGCAAAAGUGGCAACCUGCUUCCAUGGCUGUGGAGAAACACUGUGCCCUGGCUUCUCUGAGGAAAUUGGGAUUCGUGGCAAUGGUAGAUGUAAAGUGUCUCUUCCCUUUGCUUUUAUUUUUGAGGUCAGAUUGAGGCUGGGAGACAGGCAUAUUGGAUGUUCCAUUUUGUUGUACUGUUCUCUAGAAAGAAUAUUUCAUUCCUGUGUAGGAAUGAAAUUAAUUGCUUUCCAGUCUUUUAUAAUUCUGGGAAGCAAAACACUUACAUGCCUCACCCAAAGCCAUUUUUACUAUUAUCCUAUUUAGAUGGCAAUGAGGAGGAUGCUUUGAAAUUCCCAAGGAACACUGACACUGACAGUCAUGUAGCCUGGGAGUGGGGAAAUUGUAUUUUGUUCUCAUCCUCCUCUUUUAGCUGAGAGACUAAGAGGCAUUAAAUUAUGAGAGUACCUGAUUGUUUCAUAAAUGCUAAAAAGUGACCCCCUUGGUCUUGGGAGCUCUUGGAGACUUCAGUACAUCAGUGGGAUUCCCAUCACCUGUAGAAAACUAGUGGGUUCAUUUACUGUUUUAGGUCUAACCCAUAUGGAUUUUUUCCACACAUACUUAAGUAAACCCACUGUGAGGAUAGUCAUUCUUAUUCUUUCAUUCAGAUAAGUUUUUUCUUCAUCUGGGCACUGAAGGGAUACAUGAAACAAUGUUAACAUUUUUGGUAAUGUCUUCACCCAGUGAUCAUUUUUGUUUAACUUCUUAUAGGAAAACUUGAGUUAAAUAAAUAUUGUCUUUUUGUAUGUCACCCAAA